Molecule: messenger RNA, 2378 nt
Organism: Melospiza georgiana
Lineage: Eukaryota; Metazoa; Chordata; Aves; Passeriformes; Passerellidae
Gene: ENO2
Product: enolase 2
Exons: 12
Coding region: 174-1478 (434 amino acids)
Biological process (GO): glycolytic process
Cellular component (GO): phosphopyruvate hydratase complex
Molecular function (GO): magnesium ion binding; phosphopyruvate hydratase activity
Source: RefSeq, a predicted model, not a curated record
CUGCUGUCCCGGCCCUAUCAGGGGCGUCUCCAUCCUGCUGCUGCCGCCACCGUUGGCUUAGAGGACACAUCAUCUCCCCUUGAGGUCCUGCAUCCCUCCUCAGCUCCGUCCUCUCUCCUUUCUACCAGCACUUUCUCAAUUUUUCAUCCAGCCCUGCCCUAGGAAGAUUCACCAUGGCGGUCGAGAGGAUCCAUGCCCGUGAGAUCCUGGACUCCCGUGGGAACCCCACCGUUGAGGUGGACCUCUACACACACAAAGGCAUGUUUCGAGCAGCCGUCCCCAGUGGAGCGUCCACUGGUAUCUAUGAAGCGCUGGAGCUGCGAGACAAUGACAAGUCACGUUUCCUUGGAAAAGGGGUCCUGCAGGCCGUGGAUCAUAUCAACAGCACUGUCGCCCCAGCUCUCGUGGGCUCUGGCCUCUCUGUUGUGGAUCAAGAGAAGAUAGACAAUCUGAUGCUUGAGAUGGACGGCACAGAGAACAAAUCCAAGUUUGGUGCCAAUGCUAUCCUGGGAGUUUCUCUGGCCGUGUGCAAGGCGGGAGCUGCAGAGAAGGAUGUGCCCCUGUACCGGCACAUCGCUGACCUGGCCGGCAACUCCGACCUCAUCCUGCCCGUGCCAGCUUUCAACGUGAUCAAUGGAGGUUCCCAUGCAGGCAACAAACUGGCCAUGCAGGAGUUCAUGAUCCUGCCUGUGGGAGCUGAAAGCUUCCGCGAUGCCAUGCGCAUCGGGGCUGAAGUCUAUCACAACCUUAAGAGCGUCAUCAAGGAGAAGUAUGGCAAAGAUGCUACCAAUGUGGGUGAUGAGGGAGGCUUUGCUCCCAACAUCCUGGAAAAUAGCGAAGCUCUGGAGCUGCUCAAGGAAGCCAUUGACAAGGCGGGCUACACGGACAAGAUCGUCAUCGGCAUGGAUGUGGCAGCCUCCGAGUUCUACCGCGACGGCAAAUACGACCUGGACUUCAAGUCCCCGGAUGACCCAAGCCGCUAUAUCUCUGGAGAUGAGCUGGGAGACCUCUACCAAAGCUUUGUGCGGGAUUACCCAGUGGUCUCCAUUGAGGAUCCCUUUGACCAGGAUGACUGGGAGGCCUGGUCUAAGUUCACUGCCAAUGUGGGGAUUCAGAUAGUGGGAGAUGACCUGACAGUGACAAACCCCAAGCGCAUCGAGCGGGCUGUUGAAGAGAAAGCCUGCAACUGCCUCCUGCUCAAAGUCAACCAGAUUGGAUCUGUCACAGAGGCCAUCCAAGCCUGCAAGUUGGCCCAGGAGAAUGGAUGGGGUGUGAUGGUGAGCCACCGGUCUGGGGAGACUGAAGACACCUUCAUUGCUGAUCUGGUUGUAGGACUGUGCACUGGGCAGAUAAAGACGGGUGCUCCCUGCAGGUCUGAACGCCUGGCUAAGUACAACCAGCUCAUGAGGAUUGAGGAAGAGCUUGGCGAUGAAGCACGCUUCGCUGGACACAACUUCCGCAACCCAAGUGUUCUUUGAACAUUGUCCCUGGGGCACAGCCACCCUGCUGCUCUUUCCCACCUCACAGACUCUGAACCCCCAUUUCCCUCCACUGCUCCCUUUUUUGCUCUUUCUCCCCACUCCGUCACCUGGUAUCCUCUCACCUCAAAACCCCUCGAGUUCAGGUGUCCCUGGCUAGAUGUACCCAGGCGAAGGAUGAGAGAGCAGCCCACACCCUGUCCCUUGCUGUGGGCUCAUAAGCAUUCGUGGACCUAGGCAUUGUGUGUCUCUGUUGUUUGUGCAGGGCCUCACCUGGGCCGCUCUGCUCCGUGCCAGACCACGGGAGCGGGUGCCCAGCGUGUCCCCGGUGCUGAAGCAUGUGCGGUGACCAUCCGUGUGCUCGGACACUGCGGCCGCGUCCAGCCGGGCGCUGCCAGCGCUCGCUCUCGUUGUGCUUGUGUGUGGGUGUGUGCCUGUGUCCUGGCCUACAGCGUCCCUGUGCCCCGGGCGCGUGUCUGCACUGAGCCCUGCCAGUGUCGUGUUGGGCUGUGCUCUGUUGGGCUGUGCUUGCCAGCAGCUUGGUGUUGAGGUGCACUGCUGUCCCACCCUGGGUGUGUGUGCUGUCAGUCUGUGGCACUGCUGUCCCACGCUGGUGUGUGUGUGUGUGUGUGUGUGUGUGUGUGUGUGUGUGUGCGUGCUGUCAGUGUCUGGCUCAGCACACAGAACUGUGGGGCAAUAGAUUAAAGCACAUCCGUAAACAAACCCACGCUCUCAUCUGCUUCUUGUGACUUCUCUCUCUCUGUUCCCUUCCCCUCCUGCACUCCUUCACCCUCCCCUCUGCCCAUGAUGUCUGCUUCACCUUCUGGACAGCCCCUUCUCAGCUGAGCAACAGACAAACUACAGAUCCCUAAACUCUAUUAAAAUGUGUUUCACACCUGA